Belonocnema kinseyi is the source of this 3400-nucleotide messenger RNA. It is a transcript of the gene jub, whose product is annotated as LIM domain-containing protein jub. Gene Ontology annotation, molecular function: transcription corepressor activity. Gene Ontology annotation, biological process: regulation of DNA-templated transcription; positive regulation of miRNA-mediated gene silencing; cytoskeleton organization. Bases 23 to 2539 code for a protein of 838 amino acids. Gene Ontology annotation, cellular component: P-body; adherens junction; nucleus. NCBI's taxonomy places the organism in Eukaryota, Metazoa, Arthropoda, Insecta, Hymenoptera, Cynipidae. The transcript is spliced from 8 exons. The record is from RefSeq and is a predicted model, not a curated record.
GAAAACCGAUUCGCGAUUAAAAAUGUGUGACUCAACGGAUACUUACGCCCAAAAGCUAGGUUAUCUGACACUCGAGAAUGACACUAGCGGACGUUUGGGGUCUCGACCCGAGGCUCAAGUCCCAAGAUCCUCAGCCUCGAAGAGUUUCGUCGAGUCCACUGACACCUGUCCUGCCGACUACAAGAUGUACGAACGUGACAACAUGGCUAGAUUCGCUGUUCCGAAACCCCUCGAGAAUCAUGUCCAGACUCGUCCAAAUCAAGCUCCGGUCUACGAAAACAUCGACUACUACCCUCAGCAACCUCAAACCUAUCCUCCCUAUUACCAUCCCGUCGAAUCGAGAAAGAGUCCUCGGAACAGUCCCCGAGGUUCCCUCGCCGAAUCGUACGACGGAGGCUUCAGGAAGGCCCAGCCCCAGGUGCCGGCAGGAAAUCGUUACCAUUCCUCCUCCCCCGCGAAGGAACUCCCUCCCUACGAGGCUCCUCCGGUCUACGAAAACAUCCAGGAAGUCCACUUUCAAGAUUCCAAUCGUCCGGGUCCUCAGAUUCCCCCGAAUUAUUACCCGGCAAAUAUCAAUGGCGGGGACUAUGUUGUUAUGACGGGGAAAUCCCAAGGGCAGAGAAAUACCCAAGGACUGGGCUCUUCCUAUCAGCAGAGAGCUCGAGGACCAAGUUACGACGGUUCCAGUUUGCAACGUUCUUGCUCCGAAAAUCCGCCCUGCUUGAGGUAUUUGCCGGGGAGUAACUCGUCUUUCGUUGAUAGCCAGUCUGGCAGAAAUGCCUACGUUCCACCUUCUGAGCUCCAGCGGGGUCAUCAACAAAUUACAAACUAUAGUUACCAGGCCGAUCAGCAGCAACAACAGCAGCAGCAACACUCGCCGAGAUCGAGUUUGCCUUAUCACAGCGAAUCGCCGCCUAUCAGGCUACCACCGGAGCCACAUCCUUAUCAUAGAGGCUCUUUGGCUGAUAACACGACGACAAAUCAGGCAUACCGUCAGAGUCAGAUUGAUAGCAGCAAUCAGCAAGGUCAGUUUCGUCAGGAGAGCUCACAAUCCUACAAGUAUGCCGAACCUACGAGAAAUUCCAACUCUAGUUAUCAUGGUGAUCCCCAACCGAGGAAUUCCCCUGGAUAUGGCGGCCCCUCUAAUCGAACCGGGGAAGCCCCCAUCUGUAGGAAUUCCCAAUGCUACUCGCCAAUUAGAGGCUCGAUGCCUCAAAAUGAAAGGAAUUAUCACUCUCAGGAAAAUCGAGGAGAUUUUCCAUCUAGAAACUCGUCAAUAUAUUCCUCGAAUCGUUCAGCCGAGAUGCGUCUCGGAUCAUCCCAAAAUGAAAGAAAUUUUUUGCACGAUGGCUCGACGGAGCCAUCUGAACGAAGAAAUUCCCCCCUCUAUUCGGCAAGUCGUGGCGAUGCUUCGAGACAAAACAUGCCACACAAUAACGGCGGCGGUGCGAGAAUUUCGCCAAAAGAAAGUCCCACACAUCCGAUCUUGCCGGAAAUGGGACUGGUCUCGUCAAUUUCGUCAGCGGCUCCAAUGGGGAUGAAUCCUCUCCGCGGCCAGGUGCAUGCUCCUGUUAUGAGUGCCGCGACUGCUUCCGGAGAUGAGCUUGGUAUCCAUGGACCUAGAAUUACAAGCCUUCCACCAGGUGUUACGAGUGGCGUUGCCGGUCCUGUAUUUCUCAAUGCCGGCGUGCCAAUUCUCCAACGAGCGACCGAACCAAAACCGGAACUUCAAUCAUCCGUCAGUCCUCAGAUGAAACAUGUGCCGGGCAAAGGACUCUUGCCCUACAAUGUCACUCCGCCCAGACCUUCGGGACCCACGGAAGCUGAAAGAAAAAUCGAAGAGUUGACGCGACAGUUGGAGGAAGAAAUGGAAAAGCAAGAAGAAGAGGGAGAAUACUUUGGUAUUUGUCACACGUGUUCUGAUAAAGUGACUGGAGCCGGACAGGCUUGUCAAGCAAUGGGGAACCUUUAUCACACCAACUGUUUUAUUUGCUGUUCCUGUGGGAGAGCCUUACGUGGAAAAGCUUUUUACAAUGUUCACGGAAAAGUUUAUUGCGAAGAGGAUUAUCUUUAUUCUGGAUUUCAACAAACUGCCGAAAAGUGUGCGAUUUGCGGUCAUCUUAUUAUGGAAAUGAUAUUACAAGCAAUGGGAAAAUCCUAUCAUCCGGGGUGCUUUAGGUGCUGCGUUUGCAAUGAAUGUCUUGACGGCGUGCCUUUUACGGUAGAUGUGGACAAUAAAAUAUAUUGUGUCAAUGAUUAUCACAGGAUGUUUGCACCAAAAUGCGCCUCUUGUGGCAAAGGAAUUACACCUGUUGAGGGAACGGAAGAAACCGUUCGAGUGGUAUCGAUGGACAAAGACUUCCACGUGGACUGCUAUGUGUGCGAAGACUGCGGGAUGCAAUUGACCGACGAACCUGACAAAAGAUGUUACCCUCUGGAUGGUCGAUUAAUGUGCCGAGCCUGUCACAUUCAGCGCAUUUCUCACACACAACCCAGAGCUCCUCAGCCCGUAUCAGCUAGUUACCAAUUCAUGGGUUAAAAAUCAUCAAUUCAUGAUGAGUAGUACUUAGAUAUUAGAAACUGCGCAAGGGACAAACUCGUCCCCGAAAAUGAUGACAAACUUCUUUAUUUCUUUCUUUUUGGGCUUCUUUUUUUUCUCGAGAAUAUUACGAGUCGGUCUGGUGGGAAAUGAACCGCAUAUUCCGAGAAUUUUUUUUUCUAUUUAUACGAAACUGAUUUGCUCAAGAGUUUCAGCAUGUGGCCUAAUAUUUGGUUCACUUAGAGCUCUUGCUAUUUAAAAGAGACUGAAAAACGUUCCAACCAGUGCGAACAAAAAAUUCACCGCGAAAGAGUUUUUAGGCAUCUGGUGUUGAUUUUUUUUAGCAAUGACUGCAAUUUUCAAAGGAGAAUUUAGUGAAAAAUAUUGUUUCUUUCUGAGGAUUUUUAAAGGGAUUACGAAAGUUUUUUUGUUGACUCGAUUUUAUUAUAAGAAUCGUUUUUGCAUUCUGAUACGAGUAUUUUUAGAAAUUAUUUUAAAAAGGGAUAUUUGGGAAGUUAUUGUUGCAUACAAGUUCCAUAUGAUAUUAUUGUUUAAAUAUAUUUUAUAGAAAAAAAAAAAUUAGAAUGUUAUCAUAUCUAGCAAUGCAUCUCUACAUUAAAUAUUGAAAACUCUUUUUCAAAGUAUGAUAAUCAAAAAUGUUACAUGAUUGUUAGAGUUUAGGAGAAUUGAAACGAAACAUCAUGUUUAUUGCGCCUGCUACGAUUUCUUUAAUAUUCAAAACGAAUCUCUUGAUGGUUUCAUUACUUUUAUUUAUUAAUUCAGAGUGGCUCCUAGAACGGGGAAAAUCGGGAAAUAAGAGUGAAUUUAUCUUCUGCCUGAAAUAUCACAAAUCUUAUAUGA